UGUAGUAGAGCAGGCUGGCUUCGAACUCAUGCCUCUGCUUCCCUCCAGAGUGCUGGGUUUGAAGGCGUGCAGCAUUUAAAGGGUUUCGUUUUGCGUGUGUACGAGUUUGUGUGGAGCAAAGCAUUAUGCUAGAUUUGUUUAUGAAUGAAAUGCAUGCGUAUAACCAAAUAUUGACACUGCCUGACACUGCUUUUUUUUCAAAAUUUUAUUUUUACUGUAUGUGUAUGUGAUGUGUGAUGGUGCAUGCAGGUGUCACACAUAUCCGAGGACAACUUUGUGGAGUCAGUUUUCCCUUUGCACCUUUGUGAGUUUACCAGGGAUUGUGUGGGUACCACCAAGCCUUACAUUGUCAGGCUCAAGCAGGGAGCACUUUAGUCAGGAGUCACCUUUCCAGCCCCUCAGAAUUGGAAUUCUUGACUUAAAAUCAUAUUACCAAUUUCUACCAAGCAGAGAUCUAGAACACUGUUUAAGUCUUUCUCUCCUUCCCAGUGUCUCAACCUAAUCAGUCAUCAGGUUAUUUUUAUAUCACCAGCCAAUACCUUUACGUGGCUUUUAGAAUGUCGGCUAAUACUCCCUGGCCUGGUGUGUUAUGGUCUGUCCCAUGUCCACUUCUGACUUCUCCUUUGUCCCUCAAAGUUCUCUCUGCUCCCUUUUCCUCCCCACUCCUUACUUGAUUGGCCCGCUCUGACCUUGAGCCUUUUUGAUACUAUUGGGCUUACAGGUGUGCACUGUCACACCAGGUUUAAAUGCAGUUUUUCCACUUAACAGUACAUUUAAGUGGUGAUGGUCUUAAAGGGAUGCACCCCCGUCUUAAAUAGAAGCACCUGCCGCCCUGAUUCUCGAAACCUUGUGUGCUCCCGACUUUGCAGGGCGCGAUGACCUCGACAAGUAAGUCGGUUGAACUGCAGCUCCAGGUGAAGCACAAUGCGGAGGAACUGCAGGAUUUCAUGAGGGACUUGGAGCACUGGGAAAAGACUAUGAAGCAGAAGGAUCUGGAGCUCAGAAGGCAGAGUGGCGUUCCCGAGGAGAAUUUACCUCCUAUUCGAAAUGGGAAUUUUAGGAAAAAGAAGAAACGUAAAACUAAAGAUUCUUCCAAAAAAACCAAAGAAGAAAACACAAAAAACAGAAUAAAAUCUUUCGAUUAUGAUGCCUGGGCAAAACUUGAUGUGGACAGUAUUCUUGAUGAGCUUGAUAAAGAAGACAGCACCCACGAUUCUGUGUCCCAGGAGUCAGAGUCGGACGAAGACGGUGUUCGUGUGGAUUCCCAGAAGGCUCUUGUUCUAAAAGAAAAGGGCAACAAGUACUUCAAGCAAGGGAAAUAUGACGAAGCCAUUGAAUGCUACACGAAAGGCAUGGAUGCCGAUCCCUACAACCCCGUGUUGCCAACAAACAGAGCAUCUGCGUACUUUAGACUGAAAAAAUUUGCUGUUGCUGAGUCUGACUGUAAUUUGGCAAUUGCCUUAAGCAGGAGUUAUACCAAGGCUUACGCCAGACGAGGUGCUGCUCGAUUUGCUCUGCAGAAGUUAGAGGACGCUAGAAAAGAUUAUGAAAAAGUGUUAGAACUGGAACCAGAUAACUUCGAAGCAACGAAUGAACUCAGGAAAAUUGAUCAGGCUUUAACAUCGAAGGAAAACUCACGUCCCAAAGACAUUGCUGCUACUGUGAUUAAACCAGCUGAAGGAGAGAGAAAAGCAAAUGAAGAUCAGCGGGGCAGGCAGAAGGCCAUUGCAGAGAAAGACCUGGGCAAUGGAUUUUUCAAAGAGGGGAAGUACGAGCAAGCAAUCGAAUGCUACACCCGUGGGAUAGCAGCGGACAGCACCAAUGCCCUGCUCCCCGCUAACAGAGCCAUGGCCUACCUCAAGGUUCAGAAAUAUGAAGAAGCUGAAAGAGACUGCACACAGGCUAUCUUACUAGAUGGUUCAUAUUCAAAAGCUUUUGCCAGAAGAGGAACUGCAAGGACAUUUUUGGGAAAGAUCAAUGAGGCCAAGCAAGAUUUCGAAACUGUUUUACUUUUGGAACCUGGAAAUAAACAAGCAGUGACCGAGCUUUCCAGAAUUAAAAAGGAAUUAAUUGAGAAAGGACGCUGGGAUGAUGUCUUUCUUGACUCCACACAGAGGCACAAUGUGGUAAAGCCUGUAGACAGUCCUCAUCGGGGGUCACCUAAAGCACUCAAGAAGGUUUUUAUUGAAGAAACUGGCAAUUUGAUAGAGUCUGUCGAUGCACCAGAGAGCUCUGCCACCGUCCCCGAGAGUGACCGAGCAGCAGUGGCUGUGGACACUGGACGCAAGAAGGAUUUCAGCCAGGGCGACUCUGUGUCCGCAGGGGAGACACCAAGAGCUAAAGUGUUGAAAAUAGAAGCAGUUGGCGACUCUUCAGCCCCACAAGCGCAGGUGGACGUGAAGCAGGGCGUGCGUCAGUCUGUGAGUGAGAAGACCUCUGUGAGGGUAGAGCAAACGCCGGGUCAGUUGGCCGCUGCAGUUCUGCCUCCAGUUCCUGCCAACUCCUUCCAGCUGGAGUCUGAUUUCAGACAGUUGAGAAGUUCCCCCGAGAUGCUGUAUCAGUAUGUGAAGAAAAUUGAACCAUCUUUGUAUCCAAAGUUGUUUCAGAAAAACCUAGAUCCAGAUGUAUUCAAUCAAAUCAUUAAAAUUUUACACGACUUUUACGUUGAGAGGGAAAAGCCAGCUCUCAUCUUUGAAGUCUUAGAAAGGCUUUCUCAGCUGAGAAGGUUCGACAUGGCGGUGAUGUUUAUGUCAGGACCUGAGAGAGAGCUCACAAAAGUAUUAUUCAAUCACUUAGAAAAAUCAGAAUUGAAGGAGGAUUCUGUUGAAGAACUCAAGAAAAGAUACGGCGGUGGCUGACCUCCAUGAUUGGACAUUGUUACCUCUUCUGUGUAUGUUACUUUUCUUACUGAAAUCAAGUGUUUGGCCUUUUAGACAGUGAAACCUUACCUGAGAGGACUUUCCUCUCUGGACAGCAGUUGACUCACUGUAAGUGUUCUGUGGCCUAACUCAUGAGAAAUGCUUCAAAAAUAAACUAAGUUUCCAUGAGAUAAAUUCA
Messenger RNA from Rattus rattus (black rat), 3057 nucleotides. It is a transcript of the gene Rpap3, whose product is annotated as RNA polymerase II associated protein 3. Lineage: Eukaryota; Metazoa; Chordata; Mammalia; Rodentia; Muridae. The transcript is spliced from 17 exons. The coding region runs from base 876 to 2858 and encodes 660 amino acids. The record is from RefSeq and is a predicted model, not a curated record. Gene Ontology annotation, molecular function: protein binding.